Hyaena hyaena (striped hyena) is the source of this 2700-nucleotide messenger RNA. It is a transcript of the gene DRC1, whose product is annotated as dynein regulatory complex subunit 1. Gene Ontology annotation, cellular component: axonemal dynein complex; axoneme. The transcript is spliced from 18 exons. Gene Ontology annotation, biological process: cilium-dependent cell motility; axonemal dynein complex assembly; regulation of cilium movement. The coding region runs from base 11 to 2518 and encodes 835 amino acids. NCBI's taxonomy places the organism in Eukaryota, Metazoa, Chordata, Mammalia, Carnivora, Hyaenidae. The record is from RefSeq and is a predicted model, not a curated record.
AUUAGGUAUUAUGCUAGGCGCUGUUCGGACAGGGCUGGAUGAAACGGUUGUAUUCUCACCCGCCAAAGGUAGAGCUUCCGUCGCGUUCUCUCUCCAGAAUAUAAACCACCAACUGGCAGAGUGGGCGGAGCCUGAGGAGCCCUGCGCGCGCACCCCCGCUGCGGGUCAGGUGACUGCUCCCUGGCAACGGCUUGUUGCUAGCAACCGGGCGGUGGUCCGGCGGUGGUCCUUGCCGAGCUGCCUGCGGCGGGAGGCACCUGCCAUGAAUCCGCCGGGGUCCCUGGGGAUUCUGGAGGAGAAGGAGGAGGAACACUUGUCCACCCCGAUUCUCGGGCCGUCCAUACACUCUGACAACCCUCAGGAGCGGAUCCAGGCCCGGCGCCUCCGCAUCGCGGCGCGCCUGGAAGCCCGGAGGCGGGAAGCACUUGGAGACUAUUUAGACGGAAAGAAAGAGAGUGAGGAAGAUCAAAGCAAGAGCUACAAGCAGAAAGAAGAAAGCAGACUGAAAUUGGCUAAACUGUUGCUCUGUGGCACUGAGUUGGUGACAAAUAUCCAGGUAGCUACAGAUAUUAGAGAGAUCCACAGGAGAGUGGAAGAAGAGGAGAUAAAGCGUCAGAGACUUGAAAAGCUGGAGAACGAAGUCAAGACGAGCCAGGACAAAUUUGAUGAAAUCACUGUGAAGUGGGAGCAAGGCAAAAAGAAGCGAAUCCCCCAGGACCUGUGGGACAUACUCAACACCCAGCAGGCGCACUGCGCUGGGCUGAUAGAAGACAAGAACAAGCUUAUCAGCGAGUUGCAGCAGGAGUUAAAAACAAAAGAUGACCAGUAUGUGAAGGAUUUGAAGAAACAGUCAGAUGACAUCUGCCUGCUCCUAGAGAGGAUGGAAGACCAAGUGAAGAACGUGAUGACAACUUUCCGCCAAGAGCUCAAUUACAUUGAGAAAGCAUUUGAGAUGGAGCGACAAGAGCUGCUGACCAGUAAUAAGAAGAUCUGGGAGCGGGCCCUGCAGGCUCACAAAGCCAAAGAGCUAGAGUAUCUUCUGAACCGCAUCAAGAAGGCAGAGGACUACGAGAAGCAACUGAACAAGCAGCGGGUGUGGGACAGUGAGGAGUACAACAAGAUCAAGAUCAAGUUGGAGCAGGACGUGCAGAUUCUUGAGCAGCAGCUCCAGCAGAUGAAAGCAACUUACCAGCUAAACCAAGAGAAGUUGGAGUACAACUUCCAAGUGCUGAAGAAGAGAGAUGAAGAGAGCACGGUGAUUAAGUCCCAACAGAAAAGGAAAAUCAAUCGCCUGCAUGAUGUACUUAACAAUCUGAGAGCAAAAUACACCAAGCAGAUCAGGCAGUUUCAGGAGGAGAACCAGUCACUAACCUCGGACUACAAACGCCUUGUGACGCAGUUCAAGGAGCUACAGAAAGCCAUGAGGCAUUUUGCUCUCAUUGAUGACAAGCGGUUUCGAGAGAUUUGGCUGAUGAAUGAAGAGGAGGCAAAGGAUCUGAUAAGCAGAGCCUUCGAUGUGGAUAGGAUCAUCCACACCCAACAUCUGGGGCUCCCCUGGACGGCACCUGACUUCUGGUUCCUGGGGAACGUGGGACCUAUAUCUCAGCAGCAGCAGAGGUCUGCAACACAGAUUUUAGAGGAAGUGCUGAUGCAAACAGAAGAGGAGGGGACAGAAGAGGCCACCUCAGAAGCAGAGUCCUACCUCGACCUGCCAAAGCAAAUUUCCAUGAAAACGACCAGGAAGAUCCUGAUGCUUCUGUGUGACGAGUCGGGUUUCCUCAUAGAGAGCAAGCUGCUGAGCCUUCUCCGUCCCCUGGAGAAGAGCGAGUCCUAUCUGCUGAAGUUGGACGCCAUCUUCUCAGCCCUUGGAAUUGAAAGUGAGGACGACUUGUAUAAACUGGUGAACUUCUUCCUCAAAUACCGAGUUUAUCAUUUACACUCCAGUCAGGAGCAAACAAGCCUGACGUUGGCCCUGGACCCAGGAGAGCAGACACACCUCGAGAGACAGCAUGAGGGAAGCCUUGUGGGAGGGGAGCCAGAAGAGAAGGAGGACCCCCCUUCUUCCACGCUCAUCCACCCCAACGAAGUCCUCAAGGUUCUGGAGGCCUUUGUCAUGGGUCUGAGGAAGCCCAGUCAUUCACUGGGGUCUGCACUGUGUCAGGCCCGUGGAGAUUGGAACCUUGUGAUCGGAACCAUGGUCAGAGCCCACACCCGGGACUCUCCGGCACCAGUGAAGCUGGUGAAGUUCAUGCGAGAUAACUCGAACGACUCUGCAUAUUGGGAGGCCCUGGCCACGGUUAUCCCUCCCGCCACGCAGAACCUCUGGGACGCUUUGUACACAGCCUUGGAGAAAUACCACCUCGUCCUGACCCAGAGGGCCAAGCUGCUGAUGGAAAACCUCGCCCUGGAGCAGCAGAACACGGAGCUCCAGAGGCUGCUCCAGCAGUACCUAGAUUCCAAGAUCAACUCUGAAUUGCAUGUCCCACCAACUCAGGUGUUACGGGCGCCCACAAAAUAGAGCUGGGCGUCCACCGGCUGCUGUGCUGAGGUGUGUGCUGGCACCGGGGCUGGCAUGGUCCACCCGGGGAGCCACUGGGGAUGACUCUGGGCUCGCCAGAGCUCUGUGACGGGGCCUGCGGAAAUAAGGCCACGGGAGGGUUACCUGUACCCUUCGGUCAUGAUUAAAGUCUUUAAAAAGUC